UACUUGAGAGAGCAGUAGUUCAGAAGUGCAUGGGAUGUCACGGACGCCAGGCCUCUCUAGGUUUCACCAUUCCUCUCCACCAUGAUCAACACUUACCAGACCAGCCUGGCUCCACCGCCGGUGCCUCCUCGCCUCAGCAGGUCCCACCCGGUCCUCAUCCCGGCUCCACUUCCAUCUCAAGGCAACAGCAAGUCUCUCGUCCGGUUUUUGGUUGGUGUAGUGUUGCUGCAUUUAUUUCUGUCGGCCGGAGGAUUCAUCUAUCUAUACUACUAUGGCAAACUGGGAAAUCUUCCCUCAGCUGAAGGAAAAGCUGCUUUUCUCUCAUCAGAAAAGCAAGAAACUUCCUAUAGAGCCUUGGCACGCAUGGUAGUUGAGCAGCAAUCACACACAGCACAGAAAUCUGCACUCUUUCCGGGUUAUCUCCCAUGGGCCAUCAACCACUCAAUUCGUAGGAACAUCAACUACUACCACAAAAGUUGGUUGACUAUCCUGGAGCCUGGUGACUACUACGUCUACUCCAGGGUGACCUUCUCCAAAGGCGACUCUCAGCGCCCACUGGCCAGCAUUGUCAAGCUGAGGAAGAACGAGACAGGAGAGGAGAAGAAUGUGAUGCAGGCCUACUGCAAUCUGGACGACCACAGUGGGUCUCCGUCAAUCCCUCGCCUGUGCACAGUCAUGCAGGGAGAUGUGAUCACACUGGAGAAAGGAAACCAGCUCAGUGUCUGGGUACAAGACCUAUCACUGGUGAACUACGAGGAAGGAGCCACAACCUUUGGGAUGUACAAACUGUAGGACUCCUAUAUAAGCACAUGCAUGGACCUAAGCUGAAGAGUGGGAACUCGUUAGGAGGAUGGAAGCUACUGAGAACACUGUUAAAUAGACUGGAGCAAUAAUCAAACUAAUGGUUUCUGAUCUUUUUUGUGGAUUUCAGAGACAAAGACCACAUUCCUAAACUAUAAUUUAUUAAAUCACAUAGAAUUUUGUGUUAUUUCUGUGAAUGGUUGUUCUGUAUUUAUUGAUGUAAAUUGAGUUAUAUGGCUGUGAAAUGAAACUUUGAUAUUUAAUCUAAAAUAUUUCUUCUCUUCUCCUCAGUUUUUCUUAUAUUUGCUCCAUUUCUGGAGUUAGUUAGAAGUAAAGGAGAUACACACAUUAGACUAAAACAUCCAGACUGAAGUACCACAUAUUUGAUGUUUUCAGUGUUGGGUUACACAGCUAUACUGUAUAUCUGCAUGAAAAUGCAUAAUAUUUUAAACAAGAAAGGAUUAGACGGUGUAGUCCCUCAUUCGUCCAGGAGUGUUCUAUCGUGGAAAAGGUUUCAGUCGUAGUCAUCUGGACACUGUUUUCAGAAUCAAGACGUUUCGGCUCCCAUCCAGAAGUCAUUCUCAAUUGUGAAAAAAUUGGACGGGAACUGGAAAUUUAAGCAUUGAUUCUGAAAACAGUAUCCAGAUGACUACGACUGAAACCUACCAAGAAAGGAUUAGCAUUUUAGUCCUACCAUAAAUCAGUGUUGAGAUGCUUUAUGAGUCAGCAUUACUAACAGGUGACCAUGUGAACUUAUACAAGUUAAAAUACCCAGAUUCAUCACGAGUAUUAACACAGCAAAGUUUGUUGAAGACCACGAUACUCUUCUGGCAUACCCAAAAUGAUCCUCCAUGGGCUACUCAGAAAUCAUAUUUGUUGUAAAGCACAAAACCUACUGCAUUUUACACCAUAGCUCAGUCUGUAUCAGUAUGGUUUUAGAUUUCUAGGACACAAGAAACCACAUGGCAAAGAUGUAUUUACUCAUGAUGCUAAGCCACAAGAACCAGCACCACUAAAAAUGUAGGUUACCACUCAAGAAGAGCAACUAGACUCAGUAAUGACGAUACCUUUGAUGGUGAAGAAACAUAUGCAUCAAAGGCAUGUUGUUGUCAGUGGUACAAGAAUGCAUUUUGUCCUUCUUUCCAGGCAGCCAUCAUUUCCCAUUCAUUUCCAUAUGGUAUAUUAAUCAUUUAUCAAAUUUUGGAAAUUUGAGUUGUGUAAGCCAUCACAGUGAACUUACAAGUUUUAAUUUCUGUUGUUUAUUGUCAUGUGGUGAUACAGUUUAAAUGCAGAUUGGUUUAAAAUAUAGGCACUACCUAACAAUGAUAAUACAACUUUGACACAAAUGAUUGUAGAUGUAGCAUUCACUAUGAUGGAAGCAAGCCAUCUUAUUUUCAUACUGUAUAAAAUUGAAUUUAGACCAAUUUAAGUAUUGAGUGUUCAAAGUAAAUGGAAUAAAACAUCA
Molecule: messenger RNA, 2266 nt
Organism: Siniperca chuatsi (mandarin fish)
Lineage: Eukaryota; Metazoa; Chordata; Actinopteri; Centrarchiformes; Sinipercidae
Gene: cd40lg
Product: CD40 ligand
Exons: 4
Coding region: 82-792 (236 amino acids)
Biological process (GO): immune response
Cellular component (GO): membrane
Molecular function (GO): tumor necrosis factor receptor binding
Source: RefSeq, a predicted model, not a curated record